Molecule: messenger RNA, 465 nt
Organism: Sphenostylis stenocarpa
Lineage: Eukaryota; Viridiplantae; Streptophyta; Magnoliopsida; Fabales; Fabaceae
Source: the annotation of a GenBank genome assembly
AUGGCCGAGGAAUCUCAAGGGAUUAAACUGUUCGGGGCGAUGAUUAGACUGAACAGUGGAGAAGUAAAAAAAGGAGAGAAAGGAAGGGAAUACGAGAGAGGGGAGAAGAGAACAGAAAAGAUAAUACCCUGCCCCAGAUGCAAGAGCAUGGAAACUAAAUUCUGUUACUUUAAUAAUUACAACGUUAAUCAACCAAGGCAUUUUUGUAAGAGCUGCCAGAGAUAUUGGACUGCGGGUGGGGCCCUCCGAAACGUCGCCGUCGGAGCCGGCCGCCGGAAGGGAAAACCGCCGUGUCCUGGUGGCUGUGAGUUCCCGGAUGGGCGUGUCUAUGAAAGUUCGGAAGACGAGAACAAGUUUGAGAUGGAACAGAGGUUGGUUUUGGACGAGGGUCACACCGAUUUCCGGCAAAUUUUUCCGGUGGCCAAGCGGCGGAGAACUCUCUCAGCUGAGCAGGAAGGUCAAUGA